GGCUAGAGGGGCCGGAGACGGGGGACAAACAAAAUCGGUAGCUUGAGCGGCUAGAGAGGUCGGACGUAAGUGGCUGUAGAAGUCGGGCAGACCCGGAAUACGGAGGAAUCGGGACCAUGACUUAUGCUUAUCUCUUCAAGUACAUCAUCAUCGGAGACACAGGAGUGGGGAAGUCAUGUCUCCUCCUGCAGUUUACAGACAAGCGGUUCCAGCCCGUCCAUGACCUCACAAUAGGUGUGGAGUUUGGAGCCCGUAUGGUCAACAUUGAUGGAAAACAAAUCAAAUUACAAAUCUGGGACACGGCCGGGCAAGAAUCCUUCCGCUCCAUCACCCGUUCCUACUACAGGGGAGCAGCGGGAGCACUGCUGGUGUAUGACAUCACAAGGCGUGAAACGUUCAACCACCUGACCUCCUGGUUAGAGGAUGCCCGCCAGCACUCCAGCUCCAACAUGGUCAUCAUGCUGAUUGGGAAUAAGAGUGACUUGGAGUCCCGCAGGGAUGUGAGGAGAGAGGAAGGGGAGGCCUUCGCUCGGGAGCAUGGAUUGAUCUUCAUGGAGACUUCAGCCAAAACAGCCUGCAAUGUUGAAGAGGCUUUCAUUAACACAGCCAAAGAAAUCUACAGGAAGAUCCAGCAGGGUUUAUUUGACGUGCACAAUGAGGCAAAUGGUAUCAAGAUUGGGCCCCAGCAGUCAAUUUCAACACCCGUCGGACCUAGUGCCUGCCCGCGGAGCCCUCGGGACACAGGGUCUGACUCUGGCUGCUGCUGAGCGUCUGGCCCACAUUUUUUUCCCCCUUCCUGGAACAGCUUCAGCUCAAUAGGCUUAAAGAAAGAGGUCUUACUUGCUUUGGCUGAGUACAGCCUCUUCUCAAGGUGUGAUGUUUGCCUUUCCACUUAAAGACCAGGGGAGAAUUGGGGCCCAUCCUGACCUGUCCUCCUUCAGGGACGUGAGCAUUCCCUAUAGACUAGGGCUCUUUUCAUCCUCAUUUUAAUUUAUAAAAUGUUAGGAUCAAAGUUGA
This is a messenger RNA of Chinchilla lanigera (long-tailed chinchilla), 1017 nucleotides long. It is a transcript of the gene Rab2b, whose product is annotated as RAB2B, member RAS oncogene family. The record is from RefSeq and is a predicted model, not a curated record. NCBI's taxonomy places the organism in Eukaryota, Metazoa, Chordata, Mammalia, Rodentia, Chinchillidae. Gene Ontology annotation, cellular component: Golgi apparatus. Bases 117 to 767 code for a protein of 216 amino acids. The transcript has 8 exons. Gene Ontology annotation, molecular function: GTPase activity; GTP binding.